Molecule: messenger RNA, 2252 nt
Organism: Amaranthus tricolor (Joseph's coat)
Lineage: Eukaryota; Viridiplantae; Streptophyta; Magnoliopsida; Caryophyllales; Amaranthaceae
Product: probable transcription factor KAN2
Exons: 6
Coding region: 345-1571 (408 amino acids)
Biological process (GO): abaxial cell fate specification; regulation of DNA-templated transcription
Cellular component (GO): nucleus
Molecular function (GO): transcription cis-regulatory region binding
Source: RefSeq, a predicted model, not a curated record
CCUUGCUAUUUUACCCCCCCACCCCACGUCCAAAAAAGAGACUCCCCUUAUUUCUCUCUCUAUCUUUGUGGUUUUUCUCUUUCUAUACCUCCUCAAGUGUCAUUUUCUCACAUAUACUUCACACAAAAGAUACAACCAUUCACUUAUACCUUGUCAUUUCUCUCCCUUCUCUUUCUCUCUCUCUAUCUCUAUCUUCUUCUCUACAACUACCCUUUAAUCUUUAAUUUCCCUUCUUCAAUCUUCAAUUCAUCAACUUAACAUUUUUAAGUCAUUAAUUAAUAAACCAUUAGUGUAAGACUUAUAUAUUAUUACAACAGAAGUUUUAUUUAAUUAUUAUAGUAUUAAUGGAGUUAUUUCCUGCACAACCCGAUUUGUCUUUACAAAUCAGCCCACCAAACCCGAAACCCACUUCCACAGUUUCAUCUAAUCCAGAUUUGGAUCAUUUAACCUAUUGGAAAAACCGGGUUUCGGAUAAUUCUCGUAACGGGUAUUUAAAACCCGGAUUUGAAUCCACUACAUCGCCGUCAUCCACGGCGGCGAUCGACUUAUCACUAUCUAAUCCCGUAACGGCUGCUUCAGCCACUACGGGUUUUCACCAUCACUACCAUCAACAGCAGCAACAGCUUUGUCAGCAGUUGCUGCAACAUCACCAGCACCAGCACCCAAAUUCGGGCGCUGGUGCUGGAAUGGGCCUAGUGGGCCCAGACAUGGGUUUUUCAAUGCCCAUUAGAGGGAUACCAGUUUAUCAAAACCCUCCUCCAUCUUUUCCUUUUGCUUCUCCUGGAUUACCUCAAAGUUUGGAUUCUUUUGGUGUUAGUGUUGGAAGUGUACCUGCUGCGGGUCUAGCUAAUGGUAGUAUAGGUUCACCUACAGCUAAUCAUCAUCAUAAUCAUAAUCAUCAUCAUCAUAUAGCUUAUCAAUCACCAUCUAAUCAUCAUCAUCAUCAUCAUCAAGGGUUGAUGAGAUCGAGGUUUAUAUCAAGGUUUCCGGCUAAACGGAGUAUGCGGGCCCCACGGAUGCGGUGGACUUCUACUCUUCAUGCCCGUUUUGUUCAUGCUGUUGAACUCUUGGGUGGACAUGAAAGAGCAACACCUAAGUCAGUACUUGAACUCAUGGAUGUCAAGGAUCUAACCUUAGCUCAUGUCAAGUCACAUUUACAGAUGUAUAGAACCGUGAAGACAACAGAUAGAGCAGCUGCUUCUUCUGGGCAAGGGGAUGUUUAUGAAAAUGGAUCAUCAGGUGAUACUUCAGAUGACAUGUUUGGGAAUAUGCAAAGUAGUAGAAGUUCGGAACGUCCUACACUUCAACAUAAUAGAUCAUCAUCUAAUUUGCUUCAAGAUAAGGAUUAUUCUCAUGGACUUUGGAGCAAUUCUUCAAGCAGGGAAGCUUGGUUGCAUAGCAAACCUAAGGAAUCUGGUGGAAACAAUUUGCAUUGCCAAUCUUCUCUUGAGAAGGAGGUAGAUCCAAAAUGCUUAAGCUAUGAAAGAGUGUCAGAAGUGAGUUCAUCAGGAGAAAAUCAGACAAGUCCAACAAAGCCAAAUCUUGAGUUCACCUUGGGGAGACCACAUUAACAUCAUUAUAUCAUAAUUACCUAAUUAAUCAUUUCUAGCUUUUCUAUUUUUGGGGAGAAGAGAAGAAUUAACUCCAAGGUUAAACUCUAAAUCAUCAUCAUGGUAAAAAGCAUGCAGUAACUAAUUUUUUUACUGCUACUCAUUUUGAAAUGAUUACAGUGUACUGCCAAUUUUUACUUGGUGAUUGGAAGAAUCAGGUUCUCUCUGGUUAUAAUUUCAGAGCCAGAAAGAGAAAGGGAAGAAAAAGGAAAAGGAAAAGGAAAAAAAGGACAAGGAGACAAGAAAGACAGAAAGCAACAAAGGAAUUGAAGGAAAGGGAAUGGGAAUGGGAAUAUGAGAAAGAUUUAUAAUAUAGUAUUGUAAUUUGGGGAGGUCUAAGAAAAUGAAAAAAAAAAAAAAGAAAUUGUCCUAAGAUCCAAAUCAAAAAUAUAUUAUAUUAAUUAUUCCCUUAGUAAAUAUGAUAUUCUAAUUGAUUUUGUAUGUUUUGAAAUGAGAAUUAGAGAAAGAAAAGAGAGAGAUAGACUUUAAUUAAUUAUUGUAACUACUACUAUUACUUCUACUUAUCUUGAAAGUUUGAAGUAAUCCUUGGUAAUUGUAAUGGGUCCUUUUUACAUUUUGAUCAUGGAAAAAAAGAGUUUAAAGGAAAUUUUAAUUUAUGAAGAGUUAUUAUUAAUUUCUUAA